UUUCUUCCCAAUUUGUCAACGACUCUGCUCCUUCUCAAAAAUUGGCAAUCUUUCUUUGACCGGAGAUCCCUAACAAUCACAACCACUGCCCAUAAAUCUGUGUUUUUUCUCACAACUACCGAAACACACCGCUUUGGUUUUUUCUUCCCCUGAGAGUCCGCUUCACUGUAGCCAUAGCGCCAUGGGGAACACUUUAGGCGCCAGAAAAACUGCAAAGAUCAUGAAGAUAAACGGCGAGACAAUGAGGUUGAAGACGCCGGUGAAAGCCGGCGACGUUGUCAAGGACUAUCCCGGCUACGUCGUGCUGGAAUCCGAGGCCGUGAAGCACUUCGGCGUCCGAGCAAAGCCGCUGGAUCCUUGGCAGGAGCUGAAGCCCAAGCGGCUGUACUUUCUGGUGGAGCUGCCCAAGGUUUCGGACGAGAAGGCCCCGAGGAGAGUCCGGUCGGGGAUUCAAAUGAGCGCCAAGGACCGUCUCGAGAGCCUAAUGCUCGCGAGGAGGUCGGUUUCUGACCUCUCGGCGAUGAAGCCGGCGAGCAAUGCGGUCCGGGAGCCGAGGGGACAGUCGACCGUGGAGGAUGGGAAGAUGAGGUUGAAGAUGAGGCUGCCGAGGUCGGAGGUGGCGAGGUUAAUGGCGGAGAGCAAGGAUGAGGCUGACGCGGCGAAGAGGAUUCUGGAGCUUUGCAUGGCCAACGAGGCGGCCGCAGCAGGCGAGGAGGCGCCGUUGUCGGGGCAGCAACAGCCACAUUGGAAGGGCGGGCAUGAAAGAGUGGUAGUGAAGGACUUCAAGGCUCGUGAGAAGCGAGUGGGCUUUUUGCCUAUCAGCGAGGGAGAAAUAAAGCUGGCUGUAGCAUAGAGAAGAAGAAGAAGAAGAAGAAGAGAUGAUGAUCAGAAGUUUUGAAUAUGUGCAAUUAACUAAGCUGAAUCCACCUUCCUUGACGAGUUGUUCAGCUUUCUGAUCCACAAAUGUAGACAGUUUCAUGUGCGCUGCUUUUGUACAUGCAUGGAUGUGUCAACCGAAGUUGUUGCCAUGCUUGAUCGAUCAGAUAAAUAGUUAAAAAUAGCAUAGUAUAUUGUAAUGACAGAUUGUUAAUGCAUCUCCAUGCUCAACUCCUAUGCAAUCCAUUGCUUUUCGUCUUCUCAAA
Molecule: messenger RNA, 1142 nt
Organism: Diospyros lotus (date-plum)
Lineage: Eukaryota; Viridiplantae; Streptophyta; Magnoliopsida; Ericales; Ebenaceae
Exons: 2
Coding region: 182-853 (223 amino acids)
Source: RefSeq, a predicted model, not a curated record